Messenger RNA from Cyclopterus lumpus (lumpfish), 11776 nucleotides. RefSeq names its product protocadherin-16-like. Gene Ontology annotation, molecular function: calcium ion binding. The record is from RefSeq and is a predicted model, not a curated record. Gene Ontology annotation, cellular component: cell-cell junction; plasma membrane. Lineage: Eukaryota; Metazoa; Chordata; Actinopteri; Perciformes; Cyclopteridae. Gene Ontology annotation, biological process: homophilic cell-cell adhesion.
CCAGAACGAACAUCCAGAGCUGCGGAGUGGGUCAGAUGAAUGUGUAACACAACCCAACCAUGCCGAUAACAAGUAAAGGGUCAAGACCGAGGGCUCGGGUCAGCGGACCCUGCGUGUGUUCAAGUCCCUGGCGACAAAAGCCACUGUUUUAUUUAUGCACCCUCCUUGUUCUUGUUCAGUCUACAACUGUCCUUGGAGCACUGGAGCUCCAGCUUGAUGAGGAGCAGCCGGCUGGGACCAUCGUAGGUGACAUCAGUGCUGGGUUACCGCCCGGUGAAAUUGGGGGUCUUUACUUCAUAUCGGACCACGAGAGCACAGGUGUCAGCAACGAUCUCAACAUUGACGAAACCACAGGCAUCAUCACGACUGCACGCCGUCUGGACCGCGAGCAAAGGGACCACUAUAGCUUUAUCGCUGUGACAAUGACAGGAGUCACUGUUGAGGUGUCGAUCACCGUAAUUGAUAUCAACGACCAUGCACCCGUGUUCCCCAAAAAGAACGCUGUUCUUAAGAUCCCUGAGCAUACCGCAGUGGGGACAAGGUUUUCCCUGGAGCCUGCAACAGAUGCAGAUAAGGACCAACUGACCACUCAAGGCUACGCUAUUCGAGAGGGCAACAUAGGCCAGGCGUUCAGACUGGAGACCAAGCGAGCUGCUAACAAGGUGCUGUAUCUAGACCUGGUGGUCAAUGGACUUCUGGACAGGGAGAAACGCUCACUUUACACCAUGGUCCUGGAGGCCUUUGAUGGGGGAUCCCCCAGAAGGAUGGGAUCCAUGACCCUGGAAGUGACCGUGACAGACAUCAACGAUCACGCGCCGGUCUUCAAUCAGACCAGAUACCACGCUAUUAUCUCUGAAAGCCUCCCACAAGGCAGUAGCAUCCUACAGGUGUUUGCAAUAGAUGAGGAUGAAGGCGAUAAUGGUCUGGUUCUUUAUGAAAUCAACCGCCGUCAGAGUGACCCUGAUCGCUCCUUUGUCAUAGAUAUCAAGUCUGGGGUCAUAACUCUGAAUAGGCCCUUGGAUUAUGAACUCAAGAGGGUUCAUGAACUGGUGGUCCAGGCCAGGGAUAACGCCAGCCAGCCUGAGGUGACCAACGCCUUUGUGACCAUUCAUGUCCGUGACUACAAUGACAACCAGCCCACCAUGACCAUCAUUUUCCUCAGUGAGGACGGCUCUCCGAGGAUCUCCGAAGGGGCCCAACCAGGCCAGUACGUUGCUCGGAUAUCUGUGACAGACCCAGACUAUGGAGAGUAUGCCAACGUGAAUGUGUCCCUUGAGGGGGGUGAUGGGAAGUUUGCUCUUACAACCAAGGACAGCAUCAUCUACCUGAUAUAUGUGGACCAGGUCUUGGACCGAGAGGAACGGGAUUCCUAUGACCUGAGAGUCAUGGCCACAGACUCCGGCACACCUCCUCUCAGGGCGGAGUCAUCGUUCACCAUUCAGGUGACUGAUGUCAAUGACAACCCCCCUCUUUUCGACCAGCAGGCCUACAGACAGACUAUUCCUGAGGUUGUCUAUCCUGGCUCCUUUGUCCUCCAAGUAACUGCCAGAGACAAGGACCAGGGCCCCAAUGGGGACGUACGAUAUAGCCUCCUCAAGGGAAAAAACUCUCACUCUGAUUGGUUUUCCAUCGACAAGGUCACUGGAAUCAUUACCACAGCGUCGGCUCUGGACUUCGAAUCAGAACCAGCACCGAGUGUGACUGUUGUUGCAACAGAUAACGGUCGCCCGCCGUUGUCUUCCACAGCAAAGGUGGACAUUGUGCUGCAGGAUGUUAACGAUAACACACCUGUGUUCUCUAGCAACUUCUACAAUGCCUCCAUCAAGGAGAACACCCCAGCUGGGACCUGCUUCUUAGAGGUGUCAGCCACAGAUGAGGAUCGUGGUUCCUUUGGCGCUAUUUCCUACAUCCUGGGUUCUGGCUCUGGAAGCCCAGCACCAACACACUUUACCAUUGACAAGGAGACUGGUCAGAUUUGCACCAGCACAGCUCUGGACCGGGAUGAAGGAUUGGACAAGUUUGACUUGACCGUCACUGCAACGGAUGGAGGUGGCCUGAGCUCAGUAGCACGUGUGCGAGUCUCUGUGGUGGACAUCAAUGACAACCGGCCCACCUUUUAUCCAGUCCUUUACACAGUCAGUCUCAGUACCCACAGUGCCCCGGGAACCUCCGUUGUCAAGGUAACAGCAAAUGACCCUGAUGCUGGGGAAAACGGCAGGGUGACCUACCGCACAGUGCCUGCAGGAGGAACUGGUUUCUUCACUCUCAACAAGGACACAGGCGUGAUUUCGCUCUCUCGCUCACUCCAUGGCAAAGCCAACACGGUAAUCUCCAUGGUGAUAUCAGCCGAGGACGGCGGUGGUCUGACGGCGCCGGUCAAUGCCAGGGUAAACGUGAGUGUGGUGGGAGGCUCAGUUGCGUCCCCCGUGUUCGACCAGGCCCAGUACUUCUUCACUGUGUUGGAGGACGUCCUCAGGGGGACAGCGGUGGGAGUGGUCCGAGCUGCUGCCAAGACAGGCGCUUCUAAGGAUAUCUUUUACUCCAUCUCCUCCGGAGACCCUGAUGGUUACUUCACAGUGGACAGUGCCUCUGGUACCAUUCGCACUGCCCUUCCUUUGGACCAUGAAACCUGCCCUAGUCGGGACCUGGAGAUCCAGGCGCGCUCCGGUUCUCCUCCAGCGUAUGGAACCAGCCGAGUACGAAUAACCAUUUCAGACGUCAAUGACAAUGCCCCCACCUUCCUCCCCUCCUCAUCAGAGUCCCUGCUUUUGCCUGAGAUCACCAAAAUGGGGACCGUCAUCUACAGCAUUCAGGCCACCGACAAGGACUCCGGUCAUAAUGGUCAGCUCAGCUUCAACCUUGUCUCUGCUGGAGCUGCAGGUAGCAGUGGCCAGAGGACGUUUGGUGUUGACCGGGGCAGCGGGGAGGUACGUCUGAUUGGUACUCUUUCUUAUGAAAGUGUUCCACGCUAUGACCUUCAGGUGGUUGCCAAGGAUGGUGGAGCACCUCAGCUCAGCUCCACCUUCACCCUUGUGGUCCACAUCCAAGCGCAAGAUGCACAAGGCCCAAACUUUGACACCCUGACAUACCGCGUGGAGCUACGGGAAAACACCCCUCUCAACACACGUUUCCUGCAGGUUCGAGCACUCAACAGAGAGGCUUCCGGGACUGGAGGAAGCUCCUCUUCGUCUUCUUCGUCCUCUAUUUCCUACCGGCUUAGGCCUGACGGUGACGCUGCUGGUUUUGGCAUCAUGCCAGAUAGUGGGUGGUUGUUUGUUCGCAGCUCUCUGGACCGAGAGGUCAAGGACAUGUACCUGUUGACAGUCCUGGCAACUUCAGGUCCAGGAGGGACGGGGAGAACUGGCAGUGCCACGGUCAGGGUGACGGUAACUGAUGAGAAUGACAACUCCCCAAGACUGAGUCAGGAGAGGGUGUUCCUGGCUGUCAGGGAGAACCUGCUGGCAGGGACAGGCUUUGGAAGGGUGUCUGCAACGGACAGAGAUGCAGGACUAAAUGCUCGACUCACCUACAGGCUGCUGCACACCGACAGGCACUUUCAGAUCAACUCGCAAACAGGGGAGAUUAGCACCCGCCUCGCCUUGGACAGAGAGCAGCAGUCCAGCUACCAGCUUGUUGUGGUUGUACAGGACGGGGGUACGCCUCCUCGCAGCGCCACCGGCACCGCUCAUAUCAGUGUGCUGGACGAGAACGACCACGCCCCCAGUUUCACUCAUGCCAGGCCGGACAGGGAGCUGCUCCAUCAGGUGAUGGAGGGUCUUCCAUCCGGGACAGUCUUAGGGACAGUGACAGCUAAAGACCCAGACGAGGGAGAGAAUGGGACCGUAUACUACUCAUUAUCAGGCCCCAGAGCAGAGCGUUUCUCUCUUAACCCGACCAGUGGCGAGCUUAGAACCGCUUCCCCUCUGAGAUCGGCCGAGCGAGCCGAGUAUGUCUUCAGUGUGACCGCUGCUGACCAUGGCACACCUGGCCUCAGCUCCACCUGCCAGCUACGGAUACAGGUUCUUAGCUCAUCACGGUCCAACCCCAAGCCCAACAUGCUCUCAAUGACCCUGAACACAGUUGAAGGAGCUGCUCCGGGCUCCAUCAUUGGCUCAGUCCGUCCACAUGACCAGCACGAAUCCAACGUGUUGGAAGGCCAAGUGACCUACCUGGUUGUUGGGGCAGACCGGGAUGGGACUUUCAUGGUGGACCGCUUAAAGGGCGAUGUGUAUCUGGUGCGCGAGCUCGACUACGAGAAGGGGUCGAGGUACAGGCUGCACAUCGAGGUAUCUGACUUUUCCCAGGCGUUUCCCAGCAGCCACCUAGUGCAGCUGGAUAUCGACGUGCAGGACAACAAUGACCACGCUCCCCAGUUCACAGAAGACCCCGUUACCAUUGUGAUCCCAGAGAACAUAGAGCCAGGGGCUUCUAUAUAUACAUUCCAGGCUGUGGAUCAGGAUGGCAGUGGGCCCAACAGUGAGCUGCACUACUCCAUAGAGCACCACUGGCCUGACACGCCAGAUCUCCUGACCCUUGACCCCUCCAGCGGAGUUCUGACCCUUGGGCAGAAGUUGGAUCGUGAGUCAACACCUUCCCUCUACCUUGUGGUGCGGGCGACAGACCAGGCAGUGGAUUCUUCCCAGAGGCGCUGGGGUUCAGUCACCGCCCGGGUGUUUGUGACAGACGAUAACGACAACCCUCCGGUCUUCAGCUCUCCGUCUGCAGUCAGCGUUAUGGAGGAUCAGCCAGUAGGGUUUGUGAUUUUGUAUGUGAUGGCUCGAGAUGAAGAUGAAGGAGAAAAUGGCAGAGUGUCAUACAGAAUUCAGACAGGCAACAGCGCUGGUCGCUUCAGUCUGAACCCCAACACUGGCUCUCUCUCUGUCCUUAAAGCACUUGACCGGGAAGAGCAGAACAUCUUCAAUCUGACAAUUGUGGCAGAGGAUCAUGGGAUACCUCAGCUGUCUACUUCCCAGGUGUUGUGUGUGCAGGUCAUUGACGUGAACGAUGAAGCUCCGUUGUUCCAGCGAGCAGAGUUUGAUGCUCAGGUGAUGGAAAACCAAGGACCAGGAACAACUGUUUUGACAGUCACUGCCACUGACCGGGAUCAAGGUUCUAAUGGCCAAGUGACAUAUGGAGGUGUGACAGAGGAAGGCUUCAUCAUCAACCCGAUGACAGGAGUCAUCACCACCACGAAGGAACUGGAUGCAGAGCUUCAGGAUCACUACACUCUUACUGUGUAUGCCAGGGAUGGAGGGCUGCCUCCUAACUUUGCCAAGGCUGUAGUGCGUGUGGAGGUUCAGGAUGUGAACGACAACACCCCGGUCUUUGCAAAGCCGUGGUAUGGACUGGAGGUGCCAGAGAACCAGGCCGCUGUAGAGCUUUGCUUUCUCAAGGCCACAGACCCUGACUCAGGUCCUGGUGGAGAGCUGGAGUACAAGAUCACUGCUGGAGACCCUGAUGGAGAUUUCCACCUUCAUGCCAGCACGGGAGCCCUGUCCACGUCACGCGGCCUAGACAGGGAGACCGGAGCUGAAUAUACUCUGGAGGUGGUGGCUACGGACCGAGGCAGCCCUGCUCUCAGCACUACUGCCAUGGUGGAAGUCAAAGUGCUGGAUGUCAAUGACAACAGCCCGGUCUUCAGCAGAAGUAGUUACUCUGUGGAAGUGUCAGAGGAUGCUGCAGAGGGGUCCAAAGUCCUGGAGGUGUCAGCCACAGAUACUGAUGAUGACCUGAAUGGGAAGGUCCUAUACUUUCUAAGCCGAGAGGCGCACGGAGCGUUCAGUGUGCAUGAGGUCACGGGUGCUAUCACCACAUCAGCACCCCUAGACCGGGAAAAAUGGGCGUCAUACAGCUUCCAAGUUUUUGCUGUUGAUCUUUCACCUGCAGAACCCAGGAACACCUCUGCUCAGGUGACAGUCACCAUCCUAGAUGUCAACGACAACACUCCCUUCUUCCUCCAGGAUCCGCUGGUCAUCGAAGUGUCCAGCAGGCGUUCCCAGCGGGUUCUAGCCACCAUGAAGGCCGAGGAUAAAGAUUUUGGAGCCAACGGUUCUGUUUUUUACCGUUUCGCCAUGCCAGUCAAGGGCUUCAGCAUCAACUCCCUGACUGGUGAGAUCCAGGCCACCAAGCCACUUGGGGAUCUGACCCAGGCUCAGAGGACCCUGAUUGUGGAGGCCAUGGACCAGGGCAGUCCUGCUCAGUCUGCCCAGGGAGUGGUGGUGAUUUACGUGAAGGAAGUGGAGUACAGCGGUAUUCGCUUCUCUAGGAAUGCCAGAGACGUCAGCCUACAGGAGAACGCUGUUCAAGGCACUGCUGUGGCUCAGGCUCAGGCUCAACACCCGGAUGGCACACGUAGGGGUAUUAGCUACAGCCUGUUCAGUGGGAAUAGAAGGCUGGCCUUCCACAUCAGCUCCUCAACAGGUGAAAUCAUGGUGCAGAGCUCCAAGGGUCUAGACUUUGAAGACACCCCCAAACUCCGGCUUGUUGUGAAGGCUGAAACAGUGUCUUCCACAUCUUUCAUGGCUAUCAACUUGAUCCUGCAGGAUGUCAAUGACAACCUUCCUCGCUUUCAGCUCCAGAACUAUGUGGCCUUCAUGAGAGAAACACAGGGAUAUGAGAUGCCAAUCAUACAGGUGAUGGCUGAGGAUGUUGAUCAGGGCCAAAAUGGUCAGGUGACUUACUCCAUCCAGUCAUCAGGCAGGAGCGGCCUGUUCAAGAUAGACCCAAUAACAGGGAGCAUCACAACAGCGGCCAUUAUGGACCGUGAGAUCUUUACCCAGACCAAGCUUGUAGUUACAGCAACUGAUAGAGGAAGUCCACGACUGGCUGGUUCGGCCACAUUGACAGUGAUCAUUGUUGACCAGAAUGACAACAGUCCCACUAUUCCCUUGCCCCAGGAAAUACGCAUCCCAGAGAAUAUGUUGAUUGGCACAGAGAUCACUCUUGUGACGGGUAACGAUGUCGACUCCAGUCCUGCCCUCUCCUACUCCUUGCAGCUGGACCCAACAGCCUUAGGCAAGUUUGGGAUCCACCGCUACAGCGGAGGCGUAUCCCUCACUUCCCCUCUGGACUUUGAGGAGAAGACGUGGUACACCCUGACUGUCAGAGCCACAGACAGCCAGCACCAGACUGAGGCUAACAUUACAAUACUGGUGGAGGAUAUUAAUGACAAUGCACCUGCAUUUACCCAUGAUCUCUAUCAGGUUACUCUGCCUGAGCACACACCACCAGGAAGUGUAGUCGUCACGGUAACAGCGACUGACAGGGACUCUGGAGAGAAUGGAAAGAUUACCUACAGAGUGACUUCAUCAACCCAGGAGGGUUUCUACAUUGACCCCAACAAUGGAACCCUGUUUAUCAAUCACAGAGCGGAGUUUGACCCUGAACGUCCGUCAGUCAGUGUUGUUAUUGAAGCUUGUGAUGGAGGGUCGCCUUCACUCUCUUCCCUCACCACUGUCCAGGUCCAAAUCUCUGACGUCAAUGACAACGCUCCUGUGUUUCACCAAUCAGAUUACAGGGCUACAGUUUCUGAGGAUACCAUCCCAGGAUCAACAGUUCUAACUUUUGAGGCCUUUGACAGCGACCUCUCGCGAGAAAACUGUGGCUUUGACUUUGCUAUUGCCAACGGAAAUGAGGGCAAUGCAUUCCAGAUUGAAAGCAGUGUACGGUUCCUGGAGGGGCGGGGCUUUCAGACAGUUGGGACUCUGCUGUUGGCUGAGGGGCUCGACUUUGAAACCAAGACACUUUACAACCUCACAGUGGUCGUCUCAGACCGUGGUGUACCCCAGAGGAGCUCCAGUGUUGCCGCGGUGAUCACCAUUGGUGAUGUGAAUGAUAACCCUCCAGUGUUCAGCAGAGCAGAGUAUGCUGUGUCACUGAGUGAGGGAGCUGCCGCAGGCACUGAGAUCAUACGACUGACUGCUACAGAUCCAGACUCAACUCCCCAUGCUGAGGUCCAAUACACUAUCAGCUCUGGUGAUGAGGUGAAUUUGUUUACCAUGGACCAGUGGACUGGAGCCUUACGGCUUCAGCGAGUACUCGACCGUGAGCACCGGGCCACACAUAUUGUCAUCAUUCAGGCCACAGAUGGACAGGGUCACUUUGCACUAGCUCCAGUCAUUGUUGAGGUCAAAGAUGUAAAUGACAAUUAUCCGUUCUUUCCUGUGGACGUCCUGACAGUCAGUAUCAAAGAAAACCAACCAGCAAACUCUGCUGUGACAGUUCUACAUGCCAUAGAUCAUGACACAGGAGUUUAUGGCCAACUGAGGUACUACAUUGUGGAGCGGUCUGUGGCGGGAAAAGACAGCUUCACUGUGGAUCAGAACUCUGGCGAAAUCAAAAGCAAAAUUCCAUUUGACUUUGAGAAGGUCAACUCCUUUAACUUUGUAGCAGUGGCAGUAGAUUCAGGAAACCAAUCCGCCACUGUAACUGUACAGGUGUUUGUCACAGGUGAGGAUGAGUAUGACCCACUCUUCAUGUCCUCUGAUUUCUCCUUUGAAGUCCCAGAGGGAGCAAAGAAAGGCCAGAGCAUUGGCCGGGUCCAGGCAAGUGAUGAGGAUGAAGGGGUGGAUGGUAUUGUUCUAUAUUCUCUUCCCACCAGCUCUCAGUACUUUGAUGUCAACAAAACCACUGGGGUCAUUGUCCUCAAGUUGGAUGGCUCAAGCAGCAGUAGGAGCAGUGGCUCUGGCAGGACCAAACGGGAAACCAGGCUGAUGAACCUGGAUGUAAGAGCUCACAGUCCUCUUGAUGCAUCUCGCUCCACUACAGCCCAGGUCUCCAUCGAUGUCACAAACACCAACUAUGGCCUUGCAUCCGAUGUCAACAUCCUGCUGAUUAGCAUCAUUGCUGUGUCUCUUGGUUUUAUUGUGUUGCUUGUGGUCAUGGCUGUGGUGGUGUUCCUUGUCAAGUCACGCAGGAGGAAGAAAGCCCAGAAUGCAGGAAACAGAACGGUGGCCUCAGGAACUGCUCUGCAGAAAUUGGAUGAAUGCAACUCAGGAACAGGAGGCGAGAGAAUCUACCACCAGGCCUUGCCAGGUUAUGCUGGAGAUCAGGGUGGGGCCGGUGGUGGACCCUACACUAGAGGGGGCUCUCUGGAUCCCUCUCACUCCAGUGGAAGAGGAUCAGCUGAGGCAGCAGACGAUGAUGAGAUCAGGAUGAUAAACGAGUACCCCCGUGUUGCCUCCAUCACCUCGUCUAUGCAGGAGCACAUUUCUGCCAGAGGACCAGACUCUGGCAUUCAGCAGGAUGCUGACCAGCUCUCUGAUAUCUCCUGUGAGCCUGCUGCUUUGGAAGGCAGCACCUGGUUCAAAGGAAAGAAACUGGGAGGUAGUCUCAGUGGGACCUUGCUCUCUAAUCAACUCCCAGUCUAUAGGGACGAGGGAGGAGGGUACCUAGGGACAGGCCGCGGCCUCAACAUUUCCCUCCCCAAGGAUUACGCCUUCCCUGAGGAUGGCAAACCUUCCGUGGAUGGUUCCCUCACAGCUAUUGUUGCCAGUGACGAGGAGCUACGCGGAAGCUAUAACUGGGAUUACCUACUCAACUGGUGCCCUCAGUUCCAGCCUCUGGCUAAUGUCUUCACAGAGAUUGCCAGGCUGAAAGAUGAAACUGCCCAGCAGAAUCCUCGCCAACCCUUCCACCCCAAGCAUAAAAUGGAUCCAAAACCUAGAAUUGACCCUCCACCACUUAUCACAUCAGUGGCUCACCCAGGGGCCAUGUCGGUCCCCCCCAAGGUCCCUGUCAUUGGACGGACAUUCCCCCACUUGGCCUCACUCCGCAGGUCCCCUAUCAGUCACGAGGGAUCUAUUUCAUCAGCAGCAAUGUCCCCCAGCUUCUCCCCUUCGCUGUCUCCUUUGGCAGCUCGAUCUCCAGCUGUUUCUCCCUUUGGUGUCAAUCAAGGGCCCUCAGCAUCCAUGAUCAGCACCAGGGAGCCCUCACUGGACAAGAGUCCUGAUCGCGAGAUGAGAAUAUGAUAGGAAAACUAUUUAAAGAUACAUUUUAGGAUAAACAACUUAAACAAAGCACGAUGGAGCAUCCUUUUGACUGUUAUUUGUCAUGGAACAAAAAGAAGCAAGGUUUCUCAAAUGUCCAGACAGAAAUGUUGUGACGUUUGUUUCAAGUGUCCGACCAUAUGAAUACAUAAAAGUCGAACAUGUGCCUGGGUUGACAGGACCAGCCCACCCUUCCAUACAAACAGUGACGCAGAUCUCAAUGAACUGAUCAGGGUUUAGAGGUAAAUUGACCUCUUCAUGGGAACGUGCACUUACCAUGCCCUGCAGUUAGAGAUCCCUUAGUGUGUAGAUAGAUAGAUGUGUAGUUUUCAUGUUACCUCGCUGGCUGGCCAGAGAGUUAAGGACCUUGUUCCUCUCUUUGUGUCUGUUUUCACACUCCAGUAUUAAACUUAUCUAGUGGCCUCUUUAAAAUGGCCUCUUGACAUGUAUGUGAAUCCCAUGGACAGACAAACAGUGUAUGUUCACAAAGACACUGAUUCUUUGAAUUGGGCUUUGCAUCACACAGUGGAGCGGCAUCGGAGAUUAUUGUUUUUCUCACCAAUUCAGAUGACACUUUUUUAACUUUUAUUUUUAUAUAUUUUUAUAUGAAAUUAUGAUUUCAGAUCCAUAAAUGCCAUUAUUCCAACAUGGAGGGGUUAUUGAUUUUGUGUAUUUGCAUAUAUGUAUAUUAGUAUGUAUGCAGGCUACGCUAUGUACUGUAUGUGUCUCCUAGGUCUUUAGAAACUUUUGUGACAGUUCUGAUGUGAGUGAGAGGGAGACUUUUUGUGUGUUUAGCAUUAUUUAUAUGAAAAAAGGACUUGCUGCCACAUUUCAACAGUAUAGGAAACCAAGCACAGCUCACACUGUGCUGUGUUGUUACCUGAAGAUUUUUUCUUUUUUUGUCAAAUUGUAGAUCAUCACAAAUCUAACACAGCCGCUGGAAGAAAACCCGGAAUCCAUCUGUUUGUCUGCUCCUCAAGCAGUUCAUCGCUCUGCCGUUAUGCUCAACAGCACAUUCCCUUUGUUAUCCAGUGAGAACUCAAUUUGCUGAUCAACCCUGUCUUUGACAGAAAGUGUUUCCUAAAGUCAAAUAAAUUAACUAACUUAAAAUGCUAUUUACUGUGAAGUUGUUCAUCUCAGCAUAACAAAAAGAACAUGCAAUGUUUAGGCUUCUCAUAAGAAAGGGGCAGGCGAGAGGGAAGCAAACUUCUGAAUGCAUGAGCUCUGAUAAAUUUAACAAGCAGUGCAGGAAUUAUUUUCCAUCUUAACUCUCUGUUCUGUGCAUUUUAUUGGUGUGAUUCGCUCAUCUAGAUUGUCACCGACAUGAUGAGGUGUUUUCUGGUUCCAUGUGUUUAACUCAUCAUCUACACCUUCUUUCUUUUCUCUCAUUGUUCAGAACGAGUUUUAGCAGUCUACUUGUGUAGCAAAGGCUUCAAGAGUGUCUUUGUAAUUCUUCAAUAUAUAUCUUCUGGCCUGUUUUUAAAUAUUUUUGGGGAAUUGGAGUGUUUGUCUUCAAGGAAUGGCUUCUACCGAUGUUCUUUGUUUAACAUGACUCUACAAAUCGCCUCAUGUGAAGCUGCAAGAUACACAUGCCACCAGCCUACAGCUCCAGAACAACAUGUUCUCAACUCAUAAUCAAGGUGUUUCAGAAACAUUUCUGUGUUGGAGAAUCCUCCAUUUGAAGAUCAGUUUGAGAUGACUGCCAGUGACUGAUCAGUGGAGCAAUGGCAGAAGGAAAGAACUGUACAUGUAUCUAAAGCAAAUAAUAAAUUCCUACUGAUCUCUUUUGA